AUGAAGUUAUCUCUUCCUGGGCCCCAUGCCUUCCUGCUGAUGAUCAGACUGGAUGCAACAUUCACAAAGGAGAGGAACACAGUGACGUGGAUCCAGGAGACCUUUGGUGAAAAAGCUUCUAAGUACACCAUAGUGCUCUUCACUCAUGGAGAUGUGCUUAAGGGAGAACCAAUAGAAGAUUUUCUGCAGAGAGGUCCUGCUCUCUCAUCUCUGAUUAAAUAUGCUGGGGGUAGAUAUCAUGUCCUCAACAAUAAGAGUGAAGACAGGACUCAGGUCAGAGAGCUACUGGAGAAGAUAAAGGCCAUGGUGCGGAAAAAUGGAGGGGGGUACUAUGAGUGGAUGAGCCCAUGGGAGACAAAGAGGGAGAUCAUGUCAGGAACAGUAAGAGUAGUACUAUCAAUAGUCCUAGCACUUGUCAAGGUAGUAGUAAAAACAUCAGAACAAGUGUUAAAAUAUUCAAUAAAAGAAGCAGAAGCAUGGGCACCAACAGAAAAAGGAAGGCGAAAGGCAGCAGCAAUAUUAGGAGCAACAGCAGGGGCAGUAGUAGGUGCUCUGGUAGGUUCCGUAGAAGGACCAAUAGGAAGAGCAGUAUUAGCAGCAGUAGGAGCAACAGUAGGUGCAGUAGCAGGAGCAGGAGUAAUUGCAAUAACAGUAGGAACAGCAGCAACAAGAAAAGCACUAGUAGGAUUUAUCAUAGGACCAUUAUGUGAUUUACUGAUAGCAGCAGCAGCAGCAACAGGAGCAGGAGCAUCAGUAAUAGCAGCAGCAGGUGCAGGAGCAGGAACAGUAGUAGGUGCAGCUGUAGGCGCACUAGUAGGAGCAGGAGCAGGAAGAGCAGCAAUAGCUGCAGUAAUAGCAGCAGCAGUAGCAGGAGCAGCAGGAGGAGCAGGAAGAGCAGCAAUAGCUGCAGACCAGUAG
Alosa alosa (allis shad) is the source of this 918-nucleotide messenger RNA. RefSeq names its product fibroin heavy chain-like. NCBI's taxonomy places the organism in Eukaryota, Metazoa, Chordata, Actinopteri, Clupeiformes, Clupeidae. The record is from RefSeq and is a predicted model, not a curated record. The transcript is spliced from 2 exons. Bases 1 to 918 code for a protein of 305 amino acids. Gene Ontology annotation, molecular function: GTP binding.